This is a messenger RNA of Parnassius mnemosyne (clouded apollo), 2221 nucleotides long. Lineage: Eukaryota; Metazoa; Arthropoda; Insecta; Lepidoptera; Papilionidae. The record is from the annotation of a GenBank genome assembly.
AAGUCUGUCGUGCGGCAGGGCGGCAGGAGAACAAGACCUUCCUUGCUCCCUAGAUCGGCCUUGCCCUGGGCAAUUUCAAUCAGUUCGGUGCGACUUUCGCGCGGAGCACACGUGUGAGUACAAGUCACAGUGGAUAAAAUAAAAAAAUGUGAAAUUUCGACACUGGUGAUAGAAGUGUAUAAAGAGCCGCUUCUUCACCCAAUAUUUCCUUUUUGUCUUUUUAGCGGUAGCACCGCAGAAAGAACGAUAUUUGAACGUUGUAACUUACAAGUAACAUUACUGAGAUUUGUUACCUAACUUACCAUAAGGGCCAGUAUGUUCCAAUAGUAUUAAAAUUGUUACAAUAUAAGUAACGUGUCAUUAACUAAAUACAUAUACAUAAACCAAAAUACAAAUUUUAGUAAUUAAAUUUAUUAAAACUCAUCAUUAGAAAACUAUCCUGGCUAUUUGUAACACUAGUUAAAUUAUAUUUACUAAGCAAUAGUUAGUUAAGUUAUAUGACAGAAUAAAUUGGUUAUAUUAAAUUAUGACGAGUGAAGUUAGUCAUAUUUAAUUGUCUUUGAUAGUCUAAAAAUAGCGUGGCAGAGCUAUGCUGCAGCUUAUAAGCGCUAUAUUUUGGUUUAAUUAUUUUUAUUAUGGUUGUAAUUAUUAAUUAAUUAGUUGUUUUAUUGAUAAAUAUGGGUGUCUAUGGGCCACAGUGUCCACUUACCAUCAGGUGGACUGUGCUCAUUUGUCACCCUUAUUCUAUAUAAAAAAGAGCCAACGCUAUAUAUACCGAUUUAUUGAUAUUUCGAUAAAACUGGUGCCAUUCUCAAAUGUGUGUAGAGACAGUUCAGAUAUUGCCCCGAUCGCAGUACUCCAUAGAUUGCCCCUGCGGCCGGCAUGUCAGUAGCCGCCAUGAAGUUUUAGAUAAAGAUGGAGGCCACACUUGGAACAACAGCUUGAGUCAAAUACCUACGUAUCUUUAUCUCACUCUCUGUGGUCUGACUUCUCUUUUUAGUGUGGAACACAAUAUUGCUAUGUUUUUAUUUGAAUCUCCCGGUAAAUUCUUAGAAAUAAUUUCCACACUAACUAAAUCAGAAGUUAAGCUUUGUAAAAUAAUGUACCAACAAAUAAAUAGUUGAUCUACGAUUAGUUACAUUAAAAAUUUCAAAAUUGAAGGUCUCGUAUGCAUUAUUGGGUUCACGAAUCAGUGAAUUACAAUCCCAUUUCCUAAGGAUUCGGUAAUAUGGCAACAUUAGCCCUAUAUGUCAACAUAAAUUAGACAAAUAUGGCGGUUGUUUACUUAGCAGUUCACAGCGUCGUUUGAGAUAUUUAAAGUUAAUUAUUGUUAUAAUUUAAGAAAUGGUGCAAACUUGUGUAGUACGUGGUUGCGACAGUAGUUGGUGUCCAGGAGGUGAUAUAAGAUUUCACACGUAAGUGUUUAAAUAGUGACUGACAUUGAAUACUUGUAAACAUACUUUUUGUAUUUUCACUUAAUUUUUUGCUGAAACGUUUUAUCAGUCUUUUAAACAUAUUAGUAAAUUAUAACUUUGUCAAAAUCAAAUAGUUUUACAUUAAAUUUAAUUAAGUUUGAACAAUUUUAUUGUUUUUGUUUAAAUGAAAUCGCACUGAAGUAGUGUGACCAUAUUGAUGAUGUAUCUGAGACUUUCCGUGUGAUCUUAACUAAUUAUAUGUACAUGUUUCUUAUUAUGUUACCGGAAAUGCAUGAAAUUUAGAAAUUAUGUACACUUCCUAUAUAUUCUAUAUAAUGACGUAUUUCAUAGAUUUCAUAAUAUUAAAUUAAAAAUGAGUAACAAUAUAUUCUUUUGGUAGACAAUUUAUUUUUAUUUAGUUUUUGUUUCUCAUUAUUCUGAUACUUUAAUAACGUUUAUAAUAAUUAUGUAUUUAGAAAUGUAGUAGUUUAGAUGUAUGAUAUAAAGCAACAUUUUUUAAAAUAUGUUAUUAUUUGCAGACAAUAAGUGCAUUACAUGAAGAGUCUAUUGUGCAAAUAGCUGCUCUGGCUGUACCAAGCACUAGUUCUGGCAUUUAUGAAAGUAGUUCUGCACUUAAGGAAACAGAAGUGAAAUGUACUGGCUGUAAUAUUGAAGACCAAACUAGUAAAAAACAAUGUCGAAAAAUUCUUGAAAAUUUGUGCAAUCUUAACAAAUUACCUGUCAGCAGUGAAUACGACGAUCCUACGAAGAUUGAUAGGGGCGUGCAAGUGAAAAUAAAGUGUACU